AUCUACAAGUUCAAAAUCGGCCGAAAAAAGGCGUCAUCAACACUUGGGGGUAUUCCACUUCUUACAAAGUUACAAUCGAUCGAUUUUACACAUCAAAUUUGCUAUCACCGAAUUUAGCGAAGUAGUUUGCUUCAAUUUAGUUAAAACCCUUUCACUGUAUGUUUCCCCUCUAUUCUAAUCAACCUAACACUCAGCCAUGGCGUCUUCUGCUUGUGUUAGAUCGUAGUAGAUGAGAUCAAAGGCGUUUUUAUGAUGGAUUUCACAGAAAAGGAACUAUGUGUGCUAUGUGAGAGAGGCGGGAAGCUUUUGGUCUGCAACGACAAUGGCUGCCCUAUAUCUGUUCAUGAAGAUUGCAUGGGUUGCAGCCCUCGAUUCAAUGAAACUGGCAACUUCUGUUGUCCUUACUGUGUUUACAGACGACUGACUACAGAAACAUGUCAAUUGAGAGAUAAAGCCAUGUUAGCAAAGAAAGCUUUGUCAUCUUUCUUAGGUGAAAAUGUCGCUCAAAACCAAUCUAAAUCUUUCUCUUCACCAUGUGAAAGUAAACAUGAAACCUCUGUAUCUGAGGAAACUGAUCGGAUUCCUAACAGGAAUGGAGAAUUUUCUGGUGUUUGUGAUGGUAGUACAUGUAGGAUUAUGGUUGUUUAUGAUGGUGAUGCAUGUAAAGAACAGGGGAUGAAUGCUAAAAGGGUUCCAGUUGAGGAUGAAGCAGGGAGUUCUGAGAAGAAAACUACUGCAUUCAAUGGAAAACCACCAUUGUUGAAAGGAAAGCGUAAAAGAUGGAGUGAAGAAGAAGAAGAUAUGCUUAAGGAAGGAGUUCAAAAGUUCUCAGCUACAGCCAACAAAAACUUCCCUUGGAAGAAAGUUUUGGAAUUUGGUCGUCAUGUUUUUCAUACAUCACGGACACCUUCUGACUUGAAGGAUAAGUGGAGGAAUAUUUCUAAAUAGAGAUCAACAAAUUCACACUUUUGUUUUUGUUGUUUUUUUUUCAAAAACAAUCUAUGAACCAAAUGCCCAUCUUAAUGCCUCUUUAGGUUUUUCCAUA
Messenger RNA from Lactuca sativa (garden lettuce), 1045 nucleotides. RefSeq lists its product as uncharacterized. NCBI's taxonomy places the organism in Eukaryota, Viridiplantae, Streptophyta, Magnoliopsida, Asterales, Asteraceae. The record is from RefSeq and is a predicted model, not a curated record.